Neomonachus schauinslandi (Hawaiian monk seal) is the source of this 6099-nucleotide messenger RNA. It is a transcript of the gene PLCE1, whose product is annotated as phospholipase C epsilon 1. The coding region runs from base 1 to 6099 and encodes 2032 amino acids. The record is from RefSeq and is a predicted model, not a curated record. Gene Ontology annotation, molecular function: phosphatidylinositol-4,5-bisphosphate phospholipase C activity; guanyl-nucleotide exchange factor activity. Gene Ontology annotation, biological process: small GTPase-mediated signal transduction; phosphatidylinositol-mediated signaling; lipid metabolic process. The transcript has 27 exons. Lineage: Eukaryota; Metazoa; Chordata; Mammalia; Carnivora; Phocidae.
AUGACAUCUGAAGAAAUGGCAGCUUCUGUUCUCACACCUGUGACUCAGAGAAAAGUGACGUCCACUCCAUCGGCUGUAGAUGAAAGUAGUGAAAAGGUCUCGGACAUCAGUGUUCCAAAGGUACAUAGUGUCAGGCAGAGCGGGCAGACUUCUACCAUCCCAUGGAUGAACAAGCUUAAAGAAGAAUCUUCUGAAAGCAACUUGCCCAAGAUUCUCUCCAUAGCAAGGGAGAAAACAGUGAGCGAUGAGAACAGCAAUGAAAAGUGCUGGGCAGAAAGCACACCAGUUUCUGUGAAAAACCUUAACAUUAACCACAACAACAUACUGACAAACCGCCAGUGCAUCCUUCCUCAGAGCCAGUGUUAUGACAUGUGCACUUCUGUCAUGGAGGAAGACCCAUGUUUGGAAACUGGAAUCCCAUCCUCACUGGAAAGAAAGGCAUUUCCUGGAAUUCAACUGGAAAUCGAUCGACCUCGCAUGGACAUUAGCCCCUUAGGAAGUCAGUCAGCUGUUGUAGAGACUGGCCAGGCAGACCCUGACAGUAACAUGGCAGCAUUUCACUUUCAUUAUGAAGUUGAGAGAAGAGUGUCAGAUGCUUUCUGUACCCUGUCAGGUAACUUGAUUUUGGAUGAUUGUGGAAACUGUGUACCACUGCCUGGUGUUGGUGGGGAGCAAAAGAAAAAUUAUGUGGCAUAUACUUGUAAACUCAUGGAAUUGGCCGAAAACUGUGAUAAUAAGAAUGGGCAGCUGCAGUGUGAUCAUUGUGACACCUUGGAUGACUUGAGCUUUGAAGGUUCUUGCCAAAGGGCCAGUGUGGUAUGUUCAAGUGACAGCUUUUGCAGGGAGGACUUGACUAACAGUCCACCUGCCAAGACCUUCCUGAGCCAUUUUGAGGACUUCCCUGAUAAUUGUGAAGAUGUAGAAGAAGAUUUUUUUAAGAGCAAAAAGGAGAGGUCCACUUUGUUAGUGAGGAGAUUUUGUAAAAAUGACAGGGAAGUAAAGAAAUCUGUGUAUACCGGGACAAGGGCAAUCAUGAGAACUCUGCCUUCUGGUCACAUUGGGCUGGGAGCUUACAGUUACAUCGAUCAGAAGAGAAGUGGUCUCUUAUUGCCCAGUGGGAGAAUUCUGGAAAGGCUGUCAGCGGUGGCGAUUAGGCAGGACGGGAGCCAGUGCCUAUCAGAAGCCCAGUGGUAUCAGAUCUACAAUGCAGUGAGAAGGGGAGAAGAAAUAGAAAAUACAAUUGGAUCUCUUCUCCAUGUCUUCACAAAGCUCCCAGCCUCCGAGACAGCCCAUGAAAGGAUAAGCGUUAGUCCAUGCUUAAAGCAGUGUGUCCGAGACACCCUAUGUGAGUACCGUGCCACCCUGCAGAGGACGUCCGUAUCUCAAUACAUCACGGGUUCUCUCCUAGAAGCGACCACAUCUUUGGGAGCUAGAAGUGGCCUACUCAGUACUUUUGGAGGAUCCACUGGACGAACGAUGCUAAAAGAACGCCAGCCAGGCACCUCCAUGGCCAAUUCCAGUGCCCUCCCUUCAAGUUCAGCUGGGAUCAGCAAGGAGCUGAUUGACCUGCAGCCCCUCAUUCAGUUCCCAGAGGAAGUCGCCAGCAUCCUGAUGGAGCAGGAACAGAACAUUUACCGAAGGGUCUUGCCAGUUGACUACCUUUGCUUCUUGACCCGGGACUUGGGCACUCCGGAAUGCCAGACAUCCCUGCCCUGCCUCAAAGCAUCCAUCUCAGCUUCGAUUCUUACCUCCCAGAACAGAGAGCACAAUGCCCUGGAAGAUCUGGUGAUGAGAUUUAAUGAGGUGAGCUCCUGGGUGACGUGGCUGAUCCUCACGGCGGGCUCCAUGGAGGAGAAGCGAGAAGUCUUCUCCUAUUUGGUGCACGUGGCCAAGUGCUGCUGGAACAUGGGCAACUACAAUGCUGUCAUGGAGUUCUUGGCUGGCCUCAGGUCAAGAAAAGUUUUAAAAAUGUGGCAGUUUAUGGACCAGUCUGACCUGGAGACCAUGAGGAGCCUGAAGGACGCCAUGGCUCAGCACGAAUCUUCCUGCGAGUACAGGAAGGUGGUCACGCGGGCCCUGCACAUACCCGGCUGUAAGGUGGUUCCCUUCUGUGGGGUGUUUCUGAAGGAGCUGUGUGAAGUACUGGAUGGAGCCUCUGGCCUCAUGAAGCUUUGCCCGAGGUACAAUUCCCAAGAAGAAACUCUAGAGUUCGUAGCCGAUUACAGUGGACAAGAUAAUUUCUUACAACGAGUGGGACAUAAUGGCCUAAAGAAUUCAGAGAAGGAGUCCACCGUCAACAGCAUCUUUCAGAUCAUCAGGAGCUGCAGCCGAAGUCUGGAGGCCGAGGAUGAGGACAGCCCCAGUGAAGGCAACAGCUCUAGGAAAAAUUCCUUAAGGGAUAAAGCACGGUGGCAGUUUAUAAUUGGAGAUUUGUUGGACUCCGAAAAUGACAUCUUUGAGCAGUCGAAAGAAUGGGACUCUCAUGGAUCAGAAGAGCCACAGAAGGCCUUUGACCACGGGACAGAGCUGAUCCCAUGGUACGUGCUGUCCAUCCGAGCUGAUGUGCACCAGUUCCUGCUGCAGGGGGCCACUGUCAUCCACUAUGACCAGGACACGCACCUGUCAGCCCGCUGCUUCCUCCAGCUUCAGCCUGACAACAGCACCUUGACCUGGAUAAAGCCUACCACUGCUUCCCCAGCCAGUGCUAAAGCAAAACUUGGUGUGCUUAGUAGCACGUCUGAGCCCGGCAAAUUCCCGUUACUGGGCAAUGCUGGAUUAAGUGGCCUGGCAGAGGGGGUCUUGGAUCUGUUUUCAGCAAAGGCUGUGUACAUGGGACACCCUAGCAUUGAUAUACACACUGUGUGUGUUCAGAACAAACUGGGUAGCAUGUUUCUCUCAGAGACUGGCGUGACUCUGCUCUAUGGGCUCCAGACCACGGACAAUAGAUUAUUGCACUUUGUGGCACCCAAGCACACAGCUAAGAUGCUCUUCAGUGGAUUGCUAGAACUCACGAGGGCCGUGAGGAAGAUGAGGAAGUUCCCCGACCAGAGACAGCAGUGGCUGCGGAAACAGUACGUCAGCCUCUAUCAGGAGGACGGACGGUAUGAAGGCCCAACUUUGGCUCACGCUGUGGAACUCUUUGGUGGCCGGCGAUGGAGUACACGCAACCCCAGCCUUGGGAUAUCCACAAAGAGUGCUGAGAAGCCCAGUGUGCAGAGAAACAACACCUUGGGCAUAAGCACCACCAAGAAAAAGAAGAAAACCCUUAUAAGGGGUGAGAGUGGAGAGGCGGCCGACGACGAGAUGGCCACGCGGAAGGCCAAAAUGCACAGGGAGAGCCGCAGCCGGAGUGGUUCCGACCCUCAAGACAUGAAUGAGCAAGAAGAAUCCGAGGCGAAUGCCAUCAUGAGCCUUCAUAACACUCUGCCUUCCAGAAGAGCCCAUUCUUUGACCACGGCUGGGUCUCCUAACUUGUCUGCCGGGACAUCAUCUCCCAUCAGGCCAGUGUCCUCCCCUGUGCUGUCUUCUUCAAACAAGAGCCCGUCCAGUGCUUGGAGCAGCAGUAGCGGGCACGGGAGGAUCAAAGGAGGAAUGAAGGGUUUUCAGAGCUUCAUGGUUUCAGACAGUAACAUGAGUUUUGUUGAAUUCGUUGAGCUGUUCAAAUCAUUCAGCGUGAGGAGCCGCAAGGACCUGAAGGAUCUCUUUGACAUCUACGCCGUGCCCUGCAACCGAGCCGGCUCCGAGCCGGCCCCCCUCUACACCAACCUAACAAUCGAGGAAAACACCAGCGACCUUCAGCCUGAUCUAGAUUUACUGACCAGAAAUGUCUCGGACUUGGGGUUGUUCAUUAAGAGUAAACAGCAGCUGUCCGACAACCAGAGGCAGAUAUCUGAUGCUAUUGCUGCUGCAAGUAUUGUGACAAAUGGCACUGGGGUUGAGAGCACGUCUCUGGGCAUCUUUGGGGUUGGCAUACUCCAGCUCAAUGACUUCCUCGUCAACUGCCAGGGAGAACACUGCACUUAUGAUGAAAUCCUCAGCAUCAUCCAGAAGUUCGAGCCUAGCGUUAGUAUGUGUCAUCAGGGGCUACUGUCAUUUGAGGGAUUUGCAAGGUUUCUGAUGGAUAAAGAUAAUUUUGCCUCCAAAAAUGAUGAGUCACAGGAAAACAUUAAAGACUUGCAGCUGCCCCUCUCCUACUAUUACAUUGAAUCUUCUCACAAUACCUACCUCACAGGCCACCAGCUCAAAGGAGAGUCCUCAGUGGAACUCUACAGUCAGGUCCUCCUGCAAGGCUGCAGGAGCGUGGAGUUGGACUGCUGGGACGGAGAUGAUGGGAUGCCCAUCAUCUACCAUGGACACACACUGACAACCAAGAUCCCCUUCAAGGAAGUGGUAGAAGCCAUCGACCGCAGUGCCUUCAUCAACUCUGACCUGCCCAUCAUCAUAUCAAUUGAGAACCACUGCUCAUUGCCUCAGCAACGAAAAAUGGCAGAAAUUUUCAAGACUGUGUUUGGAGAAAAACUGGUGGCUAAAUUCCUGUUUGAGAGCGAUUUCUCAGAUGAUCCAAUGCUUCCCUCACCUGACCAACUUAGGAGGAAAGUGCUUCUUAAAAAUAAGAAGCUAAAAGCCCACCAGACACCAGUGGAUAUCCUAAAGCAAAAGGCUCAUCAGUUAGCAUCCAUGCAAGCUCAGGCUUAUAAUGGGGGGAAUGCCAACCCCCCACCUGCUAAUAACGAGGAAGAGGAGGAUGAAGAGGAUGAAUAUGAUUAUGACUAUGAAUCCCUGUCUGAUGACAACAUUUUAGAAGACAGACCUGAAAAUAAAUCAUGUAAUGACAAGCUUCAGUUCGAGUAUAAUGAAGAAAUUCCCAAGAGGAUAAAGAAAGCCGAUAACUCUGCUUGCAACAAAGGAAAGGUUUAUGACAUGGAACUGGGAGAAGAAUUUUAUCUUCCUCAGAAUAAAAAGGAAAGCAGACAAAUUGCACCGGAGCUUUCUGACCUUGUCAUCUAUUGCCAAGCAGUAAAAUUUCCAGGCCUGUCAACUCUAAAUGCAUCUGGCUCUAGCAGAGGAAAAGAAAGGAAAAGCAGGAAGUCCAUUUUUGGCAACAAUCCGGGCAGAAUGAGCCCUGGGGAGACAGCAUCGUUUAACAAAGCAUCUGGAAAAAGUUCCUGUGAAGGAAUGCGACAGGCCUGGGAGGAAUCUUCUUCCCCCCUCAACCCAACCACAUCCCUCAGCGCUAUCAUUAGGACUCCCAAAUGUUACCAUAUCUCAUCGCUGAAUGAAAAUGCCGCCAAACGUCUGUGUCGCAGGUAUUCUCAGAAACUGAUCCAGCACACCGCCUGUCAGCUGCUGAGGACUUACCCGGCUGCCACCCGCAUCGACUCCUCCAACCCCAACCCCCUCAUGUUCUGGCUCCAUGGGAUACAGUUCGUGGCGCUCAACUACCAGACAGAUGAUCUCCCCUUACAUUUAAAUGCUGCCAUGUUUGAGGCCAACGGUGGCUGUGGUUAUGUUCUGAAACCCCCAGUUCUGUGGGACAAGAACUGUCCCAUGUAUCAGAAGUUUUCGCCCUUGGAAAGAGACCUGGACAACAUGGAGCCUGCCGUCUAUUCCUUAACUAUCGUCUCUGGUCAAAACGUGUGUCCGAGCAGCGGCACGGGGAGCCCGUGUAUCGAAGUCGACGUGCUGGGCAUGCCCCUAGACAGCUGCCACUUCCGCACAAAGCCCAUCCACCGGAACACUCUGAACCCCAUGUGGAAUGAACAGUUUCUCUUCCGGGUUCACUUUGAAGACCUCAUAUUUCUUCGUUUUGCAGUUGUGGAAAACAACAGCUCAGCCGUAACCGCUCAGAGAAUCAUCCCACUCAAGGCUUUAAAACGAGGAUAUCGGCAUCUUCAGCUACGAAACCUCCACAAUGAAGUCUUGGAAAUCUCUAGUUUAUUCAUAAACAGCAGAAGGAUGGAAGAAAAUUCCUCCAGCAGUGCCGUGCCGGCCUCUUUGGUAAUGAAGUUCUGUUUCACUGAGCACGUUUGCAAGCAUUGCUACGCUGGGGUUAAUCCUCUCCAUAACUUCGUGAAAUCGCUGUUGAUCUCCACUCCAUAG